UGCUGCAGUGCAGUCGGCGGGGCUUGGCGCGUGCAACGCUCGUGUCCUCCGCCGCCGCCGCCGCGUUCUCUGGCCUAACGCACCGUGGCCACGCCAGGGAUGUGAACGCAUCGUUGCUCGCACGUUUACCGACGCCCGCGUCGCUGGCCAGCCCUUCUCCGCCGCAUGAGCAAUGCUGGGAUGGUGUCGCCGUGACGACGGACUAUGGCGACGAGCAGCAGUAGCAGCAGCGCGGACGGGGUCGCCGUGGGAACCAGCAGCGCCAGCAGCAGCUCGAGCCCCGUUGUGCGACAGAUCGACAAGCAGUUCUUGAUCUGCAGCAUCUGCCUGGAGCGCUACAUCAACCCCAAGGUCCUGCCGUGCCUGCACACUUUCUGCGAGAAGUGCCUCCAGAACUACAUCCCAGCCCAGAGCCUGACGCUGUCGUGCCCGGUGUGCCGCCAGACGUCCAUCCUCCCCGAGCGCGGCGUCUCCGCGCUGCAGAACAACUUCUUCAUCACGAACCUCAUGGAGGUGCUGAGCACGCAGGGCGACGGCGCCGCGGGCACGUGCCCCGGCGUGGCCGGCUCCGGCGAGCCCGGCGUCGCGGGCUGCGCCGGGACGGGAGACGGCGCGGCCCCCGGGGCCGGCGGCGGCGUCGGCGGCGGCGUCCCCGGCGGGGUGGUGUGCGUCGUCAUCGGACAGCCGCUCUCCUGCCCCAACCACCAGGGCAAGGUGAUGGAGUUCUACUGCGAGUCGUGCGAGACGGCCGUGUGCCACGACUGCACCAACGCGGAGCACCUGGAGCACCCCUCGGUGCUGCUCAAGGACGUGGUGGAGCAGCACAAGGCGUCCCUGCAGGGCCAGGUGGAGCUCGUGCAGGCCAGGCUGCCGGAGCUCGACUCUGCUGUCAGCAUGGUGUCGGAGAUCGCUAAGCAACUGCUGGCCCAGCGGGACGAGGCGCUCGGGGAGAUCCGCGCCGCCUUCGACGACCUCACCAAGGCCCUGGAGCAGCGCAAGAGCGCGCUCGUCACGGACACGGAGGGCCUCUACACCUCCAAGCAGAAGGUGCUGCAGGCGCAGCUGGACACGCUGGUGCAAGGCCGCGCCAACAUCCGCAGCAGCUGCGACUUCACGGCGCAGGCGCUGAGCCAAGGCGGCGAGACGGAGGUGCUGCUCGUGCGCAAGCAGAUGAGCGAGCGGCUGGCGCAGCUGGCGGAGCAGAGCUUCCCGUUGCACCCGCUGCAGAACGACCACCUGGAGUUCCGCGCCGAGGCCGCCGACCCGCUGCGCCGCUCGCUGCUCAACUUGGGCGCGCUCGUCACCACGCACGCCGUCGCCUGCCAGACCGUCGCCACCGGGGACGCCCUGCGGCAGGCGGUGGUCGGGCAGCCGGCGUGCGUCACCGUCACCACGAAGGACAAGGACGGCGAGCUGGUGCGCUCAGGCUCGGCGGCACUCACCGUGGAGAUCUGCACGCCCGAGGGCAGCGUGGUGGACGGCGAGGUCACCGACAACCGCAACGGCACCUACGAGCUCACGUACACGCUGCCGCGCGACGGCGAGUUCACGCUCGCGCUGCGCCUCUACGACCAGCACAUCCGCGGCAGCCCCUUCCGCCUGCGCGGCCUCAAGCCCAGCGACCUGUCGCCCGGCGCGGGGGACGCGGCGCGCCGCCGGGGCAAGUCGCCGGGCGCCGGCGGGGGAGGUGGCGGCGGCGGAGGAGGCGCGGCGCCGUCGAGCGCUCACGUGCGCCAGCGCGCCCUCAAGCGGCCGUCCAGCAUGUACAGCACCGGGCGGCGGAAGGAGAACCCCAUAGAGGACGACCUCAUCGCGCGCAUCGGGACCAAAGGAAGGAACAAGGGAGAGUUCACGAACCUGCAGGGGGUCGCGACCUCCGGGAACAGCCGCAUCGUCAUUGCCGACAGCAACAACCAGUGUGUGCAGGUGUUCACCAACGACGGGACGUUCAAGUCGCGCUUCGGCGUGCGAGGUCGCUCCCCGGGGCAGCUGCAGCGGCCGACGGGCGUUGCCGUCCACCCCAACGGGGACGUCAUCGUGGCCGACUACGACAACAAGUGGGUCAGCAUCUUCGGCGCCGACGGGAAGUUCAAGAGCAAGCUGGGCGCCGGCAAGCUGCUGGGGCCCAAGGGCGUGGCGGUGGACCGCAACGGGCAUAUCAUCGUGGUGGACAACAAGGCGUGCUGCGUCACGGCCUUCCAGCCGAGCGGCAAACUCGUGACGCGCUUCGGCAGCCGGGGGAACGGGGACAAGCAGUUUGCAGGACCUCACUUUGUCGCAGUAAACAGCAACAACGACAUCAUAGUCACGGAUUUCCACAACCACUCCGUCAAGGUCUUCAACUCAGACGGGGAGUUCCUGCUCAAGUUCGGCUCCAACGGAGAAGGCAACGGGCAGUUCAACGCCCCUACCGGCGUGGCUGUGGACGCCCUGGGCAACAUCAUCGUGGCCGACUGGGGCAACAGUCGGAUACAGGUGUUCGACAGCUCCGGCUCGUUCCUCUCUUACAUCAACACCUCGGCCGACCCACUCUACGGGCCCCAGGGCCUGGCUCUCACCUGCGACGGCCACGUCAUUGUCGCCGACUCGGGCAACCACUGCUUCAAGAUUUACCGAUACCUGCAGUGAACGACGGCCACGGCUCCUCGCUUCCUCCCAGCGCGGCGUCGCGAGCGGUUCUGCCGAUGGCCGGCGGGCGGGCCUCUUCGGUCUCCGGCGUAGAGGGGGGGGCGCGCGUGUGCCGAUCUCUUCUCCGUGUUGCCUGCGGGAUCGGCCGCCGCCCUCGCCGACGAA
Lethenteron reissneri (Far Eastern brook lamprey) is the source of this 2793-nucleotide messenger RNA. It is a transcript of the gene TRIM2, whose product is annotated as tripartite motif containing 2. NCBI's taxonomy places the organism in Eukaryota, Metazoa, Chordata, Hyperoartia, Petromyzontiformes, Petromyzontidae. Gene Ontology annotation, biological process: proteasome-mediated ubiquitin-dependent protein catabolic process; protein polyubiquitination. The record is from RefSeq and is a predicted model, not a curated record. Gene Ontology annotation, molecular function: ubiquitin protein ligase activity; zinc ion binding; protein binding.